Messenger RNA from Portunus trituberculatus (swimming crab), 4398 nucleotides. It is a transcript of the gene Tat, whose product is annotated as tyrosine aminotransferase-like. Gene Ontology annotation, molecular function: L-tyrosine:2-oxoglutarate transaminase activity; pyridoxal phosphate binding. The transcript is spliced from 10 exons. The record is from RefSeq and is a predicted model, not a curated record. The coding region runs from base 871 to 2217 and encodes 448 amino acids. Lineage: Eukaryota; Metazoa; Arthropoda; Malacostraca; Decapoda; Portunidae. Gene Ontology annotation, biological process: biosynthetic process; aromatic amino acid metabolic process.
AGAGUUCAGUCAGAGGAGUAGCCAGUCGCGGCCACGGCACACACACACACACUCCGCCACAGCCCGUCCGCCAGUCACCAACCCGCCUCCGCCAGUACCACCUGUUGCCAUCAUCACCGCUCCCUCCAGCAGCCAUACUCCUGCAAUACUUUCAACUCCUCUUAAAACGGCCCAUUGUUUUAUCAGUCACCAUUCUCUCUCUCGUCGCUGCAGAAACAAACCUCGCACUCGCUGUACAAAAUCAUCGUAAUAGUCAACGGAAUAGACAUUGAUCGAUCUCCUUUCAGUCUUGGUGGUGUUCGUAGAGAUUUAGAGUAACCAAAGAAAACGAGAAGAGGAACAGACUCUCAUAGCUGACAUAAAUAAAUAAAAGUUCUGUGAAUAACUCGCUUGUCUAAUGUGAUAUUUCCUGCACAACGAAGGAGACACUGACACGUUAAGCUAACAUUGUUCGCUAAAUAAAAAUAAAUAAAGAAAUAAUAAAAACGUAUCAUACUCAUUAGUAUUCCGUAUAAAGGUGGUUGCGUAAUUUGGUGAGUGCGUGUGUGCGCGUAUACAGUAGUGAAACGGCAGAAAAUUUGAGUCGCCGUGUCCUUUGGUCCAAGUACUCUUUCACUGACACACAUACACACAUACACCAGGGAGAGACACAACAAGAUAAACACAUUACACAAAGGAAUAACUCACUACUAAAAUAGCGAAGGUUACACAUACUAGCUAAAGAAAAAUAUAACAAAACAAAACCGUAAAAAAAUAUUUGAUUUAGCAACACAUUAAUCACAACACACACACACACACACACACAAACGGACGCACGGACACGCGAACCUUUGUAUUGUGUGAGUUGUCGUCGUCUUCAUCGCAGUCGUCAUGAGGGACAGAAAGUCAUGGAACGUGCCCGCCUCCACCUUCGCCAAGAACACCUUCAACCCCAUCAGGAACAUAGUGGAGAACAUACAGAUUGUUCCUCACCCAGACAAGGCCAUGAUUGCUCUCUCCAUAGGUGACCCCACGGUGUUUGGGAACCUCAAACCAGCCCCGGAGGUCGUGGAGGCGGUGGUGGAGGCGACGCGUCGCGGCUCCUGCAAUGGUUACGUGUCCAGCACAGGCAUGGAGGCGGCACGUGCGGCGGUAGCUAAGUACUGCUCGGUGGAGGGCAAACUGGAACUGCAGGCUAAGGACGUGGUGCUGUGUUCCGGCUGUUCUUGCGCCCUGGACUUGUGUAUCACGGCCCUGUGCAGCCCCGGACAGAACCUGCUGGUGCCUCGCCCUGGUUUCCCCAUCUACAGGACCCUGGCUGUGGGACUCGGCGUACAGACUAAGGACUACAAUCUACUGCCGGAGAGGAACUGGGAGAUCGACCUUGAGAUGCUGGAGGCCUCGAUUGACGACCAGACAGCGGCAAUCGUCGUCAACAACCCGUCCAACCCUUGUGGCUCCGUCUACAAUAAAGAACACCUGACUGCUAUCCUCGAGGUGGCCGCCAGGAACAAGGUGCCGAUCAUUGCCGAUGAAAUCUACGACCACUUUGUGUUUGAGGGACAGGAGUACCAUCCCAUCGCCUCACUGACGGAAGAGGUGCCAGUGCUCUCCUGUGGCGGCCUCACCAAGAGGUUCCUUGUGCCCGGCUGGAGGAUGGGUUGGAUUACCAUCUGCGACAGGGGCAACGUGCUGGACCGGGAGGCAAGAAAUGGAUUGCAGUCACUGAGUCAGAGGAUCAUAGGAAGCAACACACUGGUCCAGGGCGCCUUGCCAACCAUCCUCGCCAGUACACCGCAGUCCUUCUUCACUGACACCCUCGCCCAGAUACAGGCAAAUGCUGAGCUGUCUUACUCCAUUCUGCGGGAGGUGCCAGGCCUGAACCCCAUCAUGCCCCAGGGAGCGAUGUACAUGAUGGUGGGCGUGGACAUGGCGAAGUUCCCCGGACUGAAGAAUGACCUGGAGUUGGUAGAGCGUAUGAUUUCCGAGGAGUCUGUCUUCUGCCUGCCAGGAAAGUGUUUUGACUACCCGAACUACAUGAGAAUCGUGCUGACGGUGCCCGAAACACAGCUGCGGGAAGCGUGCAACAGGAUCAUCGCCUUUUGCUCCCGCCACCACGUCUCCGCCCACGUCAAUAGCCUCGCCCACGCCAACGGCCACGUCAACGGCUGCGAGGCGGAAUCUUUCAAAAAUGUAGAUAAAGCUAUGGUGGUAGAAGUGAAGUCUGGGAGUGAGUGAGUGAGUAAUGAAUUGAUUGAUUAGUUGCUUGUUCAAUUGGCUGGUUAAGUAAGUGAUCUAGUGCAUUUAAGCGUUGCAAGAUUGAUACUAUUUUAGCGCUAGUUUGAGGAGGAGUGGGGUGUCUUAGUGAACGAGUGAGAAAGUGAGUGAGUGAGAGAAUAUUUUUACAUACUACGGAGGUACUUUUUGAUGAAGAACUUCGGGAAACUAUUCAUAAUCUUAAGCAGCAACACAGUUAGUUAGUUAGUUCGUUAGCUAGUGGGAGGGACUAUGUCGAUGGGCCAGCAGUGCAAGUGUACGCGUAUACCUGGCAGCCCAUCACAGCAGCAGCACCUUCUCUUCUCUUCCACGUCCUGGUGGUCUGUAUAGGGAUUAAAAAAACCAAGUGUCCCUCAUACUCCACAUUUCUCCCAUCCGUAAUUUUUGAACUGCAAGAUUAACUGAGAUGGGAAGCCUGUAGGAUGGACGAGAUGGAAUAAGUGAAUAGAAGACAACUAAAUAUUCAUACUCUCAUCUUCUAUUUUUAGUUAUUGUUCUAGUAAUGAUUUGUAAUGGUAAUGAUUGUGACGAUUGCAUUCCUUAGCACUUUUAGGUAUUUUAGGGAUCUAGAAUGUGGGAAACACGUGUGAGCUGAGGCAUGAUAAGGGAAUUAGUGGUGGUAGUACGGGAUGGGGAGGAUGGGGAUGAGAUGCAGUUCGUAAAGGUAUAUUGAAGGGAAUGGAUAGGGAUGUGUAUUGUGUAGGUCCGCAAGAAUAGAGUCAAUAUUAUAGCUUACGUUGUUAUGUAGCAUCGGGGACUGUGCAAAUGUAGACGUUUAAGAAGUGUUAGCAGUAGUGAGUAAAUAGAUUGCUUGAUUUAUGACCAUGAAGAGCUCAACUUACACCGAUCUAACCACAAACACUAAGGCGCCACGUACUGGAAGGUGUGCUUAGAUCCUUCGUUCAUUCAUUAGUGCAAUAAACAGGCCAUCACUGCCACUCUUUCCUCCUCAUUAACUCAGGAACUCCUUGCUUUUAUUCAUGUGUACCUCUCCCACCACUAUUCUGUCUAAUGCACCAAUGUAAUGGUUAAUUUUCUUCACUCUUUUUAUCUCCUUCAUUGGUAAAUUCUAUACCUUUCUAACACUAAUACAAUGUACUAGCCCCUCUCACCACACUAACCCUCACCACUAAAAAUCAACCCCCCCCAACACACCGCCGCCAACAACAGCAGGAGCAGCACCAACAAUAAAACUUACACAAAUCAUGCAUUUUUCCUGUAUUGAUGUGUUGAAAGGGAGGAAUAUUGUGACAGCUGUAAGACGAAACUGACCAACCUGUCUAGAACCGUCAUUCAAUCAAAUAUUAUAAAAGCACCAAAUAAGUUCUUUUUUUUUUUCUUGUUAUAUUUUUCACAUACAUCUCUUAUAUUCCUUAGCCAGUGUUCUAUAAAGGUAAUAAAACGAAAAAAAAAAAAACUGGCGCCGGAAAGAGAUCUAGACUAAGCACCUUUUCUGACAACGAAGGCCUUAAUUACAUGAGCUUAAUCACCUUGUACUGUACAACGAAAUGCGUACACACAGACUACACUAGACGUACACACCUGAAUAUAUAUGUAAGUACUUAAACAUAGGUACACAUAAAACCACAUAUGUAGAUAUACCAUGAAAAUAUAUCCGUGCUAAUGACAGAUACAAACAUACACACGUGCACAUACAAACGUUUAUAAAUAAAAGCAUAAAUGUACGUGUACCAACAGAAAAGGUACAAAAUAUUCCAUAUAUAUAUAUAUAUAUAUAUAUAUAUAUAUAUAUAUAUAUAUAUAUAUAUAUAUAUAUAUAUAUAUAUAUAUAUAUAUAUAUAUAUAUAUAUAUAUAUAUAUAUAUAUAUAUAUAUAUAUAUCAAUAAACAAUGUAGUGAUAUUGUAGUGAUUGUCAUUGUUACAAGAAUAAUUAGCGAAGGCUUGCAUAGGAUAGAGUAGUAGUAUUAGAAGAGUAAGUUGUGAUUAUACGUACGAAGUAGUAGAAUGAAACGCCUCUUCGUCCAGGGAGAGGAGAAAUAAAAUGCAUUGUUAUUUCUAGUGUUACGUAAUAUAUCUUUCCAGUGUUAAUUCUCUCGUUGCUCAUUGAUCAUCAAGUAAAUAAGCCAUUGUACACAUAUCACAAUAAUAAAAUUUUUGAAUAAUAAAGACAAUUUAACAUUA